Messenger RNA from Prosopis cineraria, 1752 nucleotides. RefSeq names its product beta-glucuronosyltransferase GlcAT14C-like. Bases 221 to 1546 code for a protein of 441 amino acids. Gene Ontology annotation, molecular function: glucuronosyltransferase activity. The transcript has 4 exons. Lineage: Eukaryota; Viridiplantae; Streptophyta; Magnoliopsida; Fabales; Fabaceae. Gene Ontology annotation, cellular component: membrane. The record is from RefSeq and is a predicted model, not a curated record.
UUGAAGUUCAAGUUUUCAAACGUUUGGUACAAGUUUCCACAUCCCCAAGCCUCUCAUUCUCUCUCUCUCAAUCUAAACCUUCUUCACACUGAUUUUUCACCUUACUUGUCUUCAAUCCCUUAAACUUGAAUCAUUCAUCCACAACUCAUAAUCUCUACUUCUGAAUCUUUCAACCUUACUUGAAAUCCCCAGAAAGAAGGGGGAAAAAAAUCCCACUUCAAUGAGAACAAUCAAAUUCCCAUGCAGGGGAUUGAAUUACACUUUCUGUCUUCUCAGUAUUGCUGUGAGUAUUCUUCUGAUCACAACAGUUUCAAGAUUCAAUAUCCCAAAAGCUUCUUCUGUCACAGUCAACAAAUUGAAGCACUACAAUUCAAAGAGAUCGAUGCUGGUAUCAAAAGGAAAAGGGUAUCCACCAGUUCUUGCAUAUUGGAUUUGUGGGACUAAAGGAGAGGGAAAGAAGAUGAUGAGGCUUUUGAAGGCAAUAUAUCAUCCAAGAAACCACUACUUGCUUCAGCUUGAUGAUGCUUCUUCUGAUUCUGAGAGAUUGGAUUUGGCUCAAAUGGUUCAAUCCUUGAAUGUGUUUGAGGCAUUUGGGAAUGUUGAUGUGAUUGGCAAGAGUUAUGCCAUUAAUAGGAUGGGAUCUUCAGGUCUUUCUGCUGUUCUUCAUGCUGCUGCUUUGCUUCUGAAACUCAAUGCAGAUUGGGACUGGUUCAUCACUUUAACUGCUUCAGAUUAUCCUCUCAUGACUCAGGAUGAUCUGUUGCAUGCUUUUACUUUCUUACCAGAAGAUCUGAACUUCAUUCAUUUCACAAACAAGACAAUCCGGAAAGAGCAAACUGAUCUGAAUCAAAUAGUUGUGGACCCCAGUUUAUAUUAUGAAACCAGCACUGAUCUUUUCUUUGCGGUCGAGUCUCGAGAUCCUCCUGAUGCCUUCAAUAUAUCUGGAGGAUCACCAUGGAUGAUAUUUACAAGAGCUUUCAUGGAUUAUUGUGUGAGUGGAUGGGACAACUUACCUAGGAAGUUGUUGAUGUUCUUCACCAACAUGGUCUACCCUGUAGAGUCCUACUUCCACACAUUGUUAUGUAACUCCAUAGAUUUCCAAAACACAUCCAUAGACAAUUUCCUCAUGUUCUCUCUCUGGGACAUAGACCCUUCUGAGUCUCAGUUCCUUGAUCUCUCUCACUAUGAUUCUCUAUUGGAAAGUGGCGCUGCCUUUGCUCGUCCCUUUGCUGAGAAUGACUUGAUUCUUGAGAAGGUUGAUGAUAUGAUCCUUAACAUGUGUUCUAAUGGUCUUGUUUUUGGACAAUGGUGCUCAAAACCAGCCACCAAUCGUAAUAAUCACACCAUGGAUUCUUCUUCUUCUUCGAAAGAUGAUGAUGAUGAUGAUCAAGAAUUGUUGUUGUCUUUUGCUAAUAUUGAUUCUGUAAAGCCUGGGCUAUAUGGGAUCAAGCUUAGAACUUUACUUUCUGAUGUUGUUAAGAGGAGGGAAUAUAGUACUAAUCAGUGUAAAAAAACUUUGAAUCCAAGUGAAAUUAAAGUUAAUUAGUUUGAUUUGAUUCACAAGUUUAAUUAAACAAUGAGAGGUUAUCUUGUGAAGUUUUCUUUUUCCUCUGAAGUGAAGUGAGAAUGCUAAUAUUUGUAGGUGGAUUUGGCUUCCCUCUCCUCUUUUCUCUUCUCAUUUUUUAGUUCAAUUACUAAUUAUAGGAAUUUAAGUUUAAAGGAAAAUAUUAUUGUGCAUGUUUCUUGUUUACA